GCAGGAAGCCGUAAACCGGAUCUUCUUCCCUGUCUCUUAUCAACUGCAAACCCAUCUUACAAAGACGACAUGGCUGGACUGACUUUGGCGUCGACGGUGAAACUUUCUUCAGGCUUCAAGCUUCCUUUGCUUGGGUUUGGAGUUUUUCAGAAUGGAGGGGCCACAUGUGUCAGCUCGACUCUGGAGGCGUUGAAAGCUGGGUACCGACAUAUUGACUCAGCCGUAUAUUACGCGAAUGAACGUGAGGUUGGCGAAGCCAUUCGACUCUCCGGUAUCAAUCGGGAGGAGAUUUUCGUCACUACGAAGAUCCCAACCAAUCAACAAGGCUAUGAAAGCGCUUUGAAGCUCGUAGACCGAUCCUUGGAGAAUUUCGGCUUCACCUACAUCGAUCUAUAUCUAAUCCAUGCUCCUCUACCUGGGAGUGAAAAGCGCAUUGCUACGUACAAGGCCUUACUUGACGCCCAGAAAGCCGGAAAAAUACGUUCCGUGGGUGUCUCGAAUUAUGGUGUACACCAUCUUGAAGAGAUCCAGAAGGAAGGCCUGCCGGCCCCCACGGUGAAUCAGAUUGAGGUCCACCCCUUUUGCCAGCAGAAGCCCAUCGUCGAGUACUGCAAUGAACGCGGAAUAGUUGUCGAAGCUUACAGUCCUCUCGUACGCGGCAGAGCCUCCGAUCCUACUGUACUCCGUAUCGCCAGCGAAGUCGAUCGAAGCCCUUUCCAAGUAUACCUUCGCUGGUCCCUGCAACGCGGAUUCGUCCCGUUACCCAAAUCUGCGACGCCAUCACGCAUCAAAUCCAACGCAGAGGUAUACGAUUUCGAACUCAGCCAGGCUCAAGUGUCCGCGUUGGACGCUCUCGAUCAAGGAUCCAAAGGAGCAUUAUUGUGGAAUCCCGUUGAUGCUCCUUGAUCGUAUGAUGUUCCUGCUAGUCACGUUUCUUGCGAUCUGUAUAAGUUCUCGGGCUCGUUUCUAAGUUCGGAGGUUUGCGUUGAUUCUGUGAGGCUCCAGAUCUUGACCGGCUUCGCUGCCUCGUGUUCCAUGCGUAAUAGAAUGAUCAAUGAUCAAUGCCAGAUUUUCAGUUUUAAGUUGCCAAA
Messenger RNA from Cantharellus anzutake, 1091 nucleotides. RefSeq names its product Aldo/keto reductase. Bases 70 to 906 code for a protein of 278 amino acids. The record is from RefSeq and is a predicted model, not a curated record. Gene Ontology annotation, molecular function: oxidoreductase activity. NCBI's taxonomy places the organism in Eukaryota, Fungi, Basidiomycota, Agaricomycetes, Cantharellales, Hydnaceae. The transcript is spliced from 8 exons.